Molecule: messenger RNA, 4215 nt
Organism: Fundulus heteroclitus (mummichog)
Lineage: Eukaryota; Metazoa; Chordata; Actinopteri; Cyprinodontiformes; Fundulidae
Gene: sgip1a
Product: SH3GL interacting endocytic adaptor 1a
Exons: 27
Coding region: 354-3182 (942 amino acids)
Biological process (GO): clathrin-dependent endocytosis; clathrin coat assembly; synaptic vesicle endocytosis
Cellular component (GO): clathrin-coated pit; cytoplasm; plasma membrane
Source: RefSeq, a predicted model, not a curated record
AAAAAAAAAAGAAAAGAAAAGAAAAGGCUGCAGAGUGAAGCAGGCUGUCAGAGCGAGGCUGGGGCUGGAGUGAAUCGGAGGGGUUAGGUUAGAGAGUGAGGGCAGUGUGAAACCGCAGAGGUAUUCCAUGCAGGGCAGGACGCAGGCAGAGAGGCACAAUCUGCUGCUAGAAAUAGUCACUUUACAGCCUGCGCAGUGUUGAGUGCACGCCCGUCCUCAAAAUGGGUAGUCACUUGUUUGUGCGUCCGUCUUAUUCUCUGUGUGGCUGAGAAAUGUCAUUUCCUGCGCGCUAGGGCCGGCUCACUGCGCUGACAUAAGGCUCUCUGGAGAUAGAGGAAUGCAAAUCUGCAACCAUGAUGGAAGGAUUGAAAAAACGUACCAGGAAGGCCUUUGGGAUACGGAAGAAAGAGAAGGACAAUGACUCGACUGGGUCUCCAGACAGAGACGGCGGUGAACCCCAAGAGGUUGAAUCGUCUCAGAAGAAGACAAACGGAGCCCCGAAUGGCUUCUAUGAAGAUAUCGACUGGGAGAGAUAUAACUCUCCUGAGGUGGACGACGAGGGCUACAGUAUCAGGCCUGAAGAGGAGUCCGAGGAAGGAGCCUCACCUACCAAAAAGCCCCACUUCUUCUCUUCUGACGAGAGUGAGGAGGAGGAGGACCACAAGAAGAAGUUCAAAAUCAAAAUCAAGCCGCUGCCGGCUGAUUGUGUCAUAGCGGCUCCCUCGGUCGAUGAGCUCAGAGUCUCCAUAGGCAACAUAGCCCUGUCCCCGUCUCCCAUGAGGAGUCCGAGACGUAGCCCGGGUUUGAAAAGGAACACAUCUAGUGAGGAAAUUGCUAGACCGAGGCGUGUCGUUCCCGCUGCCCCUGCUGUGGCCCCCACACAUGCUCCAGCGCCACAACCACCCAGCAAUCAGCAGACACCAGUCCCCGAAGACACGACGGGCUUAUUUGGGCCUCCUUUGGAAACAGCCUUCGGAGAACAGAAAACUGAAGUGGUUCUUUCUGAGCCCGAUGUGUGGGGGACUUCUCUCUCAGAGCCUGAAUCCUCUUUAACGAGGUCCUUCCCCACAGGAACUCCCCCUCCCCUUCCACCUAAGAAUGUUCCAACCUCCCCCCCAGCAACCGAAGCACCCUCUGUAGAUGAUGCUGCACCAGCAGAGGCAAACGGCUCGAGCAGGAAGCCCUCCAUAGCCGACCUGGACAACAUCUUUGGACCGGAGGCGGCUCCCCCUGCUGGCGAAGACACAGACGACAAGUGGGUCUGCUUCAGUGAACACUCUCCUGCUGGACAGCCGGCACCAAAGGAGCCUGCACCACAUACGCCCUCCUCCCCACCCGAAGAACCAGCACCUCCUCCACCCGCCUCCCCGCCGCCACCUGAAUCCCCCGCUCCCCCCUUACCCCCCACAUCAUUGCCUCCUCUCCCUAUCUCUCUUUCCCCAAAAGAAGACUCCCCUCCCCCUCUUCCCACCUCCCCACCUCCGUCAGAGGAGCCGGCCCCACCUCCUGUCCGUUCGGGUCCUUCUACACCAGAAGACCAAAAUCCUCCCGCCGUUGCAACCUCUCCACCUGCAUCAAAGGAGCAUACAUCACCUCCAGCUUCCUCCCCUCCUCCUCUUAGCUCACCUCCCAGUGUCCCACCAGUCCCCGCCCCCAAGGAGGCCACCCCCGCAGCGGUGACCCCGCCUUCUGAAGAACCCGCGGCUUGCCCAGUCCCACCACCCCUUGUCCUCGCUCAGGAGGAUCAGUCUAAGAACACGAACACCUCUCAUCCCAAAGAGGAAGGAGGUGAAAUGGUGACGUCUCCUAAAGAUGCCAUCCCGGGCAGUCGCAGCACACCACCUCCACCUCCUCCUCCGCCUCCAACAUACCGUGCUGUAGUUUCAUCACCAGGUCCCACAACUGGAGCAGCUGGCACAAAUAGCGGUUCUUCCUCACCUGUAAGACCUUCCACCCCCUCGUCAGUCAACCCAACCCCACCCCCACCUCCGCCUCGCCCCCCUUCACGACCCAAGCUUCCUCCUGGGAAACCUGCUGUUGGAGAUGUGAAUCGGCCUUUCAGCCCACCAAUCCACUCGGCGAGUCCCCCUCCCAUCGCCCCGUUGGCGCGAGCUGAGAGCACCUCCUCAAUCUCCUCUGCCAACUCGCUGAGCGCCGCCACCACGCCCACCGUCAGCAAGGAGCUGUGUGUGUCUGUGUCAGAAGAUGAUGCUUAUGUAGACAAACUGCCCACCUUUGAGAGACACUUUGAUUCAUUCGCAGAGAAUGACCAGCCAUCCCUUGUUUGGUUUGACAGAGGGAAGUUUUAUUUAACCUUUGAAGGCUGCUCCCGAGGACCGAGUCCUCUCACCAUGGGGGCCCAGGACACGCUUCCUGUGGCCGCUGCGUUCACGGAGACGGUCAACGCCUUGUUUAUAGGAGCCGACCCCAGCAAGUGUGUUGUAAAGAUCAUAGGUGAGAUGGUUUUAUCGUUUCCGGCGGGAAUCACACGGCACUUUGCCAAUAACCCGUCCCCUGCCGUGCUAACCUUCAGCAUAACCAACUACAACCGACUGGAGCAUGUCCUGCCUAACCCCCAGCUGCUCUGCUGCGACACCACCACACAAGCCAAGGCCGAUGCAAAGGACUUCUGGGUGAAUAUGCCAAACCUGAUAUCUCAUCUAAAGAAGGUGGCGGAGCAGAAGCCGCAGGCGACGUACUACAACGUGGACAUGCUCAAGUAUCAGGUAGCAACGAACGGCCUGCAGUCGGCUCCUCUGAACCUGGCUGUGAGCUGGAGAUGUGAGCCCACCAGCACUGACCUGAGGAUAGACUACAAAUACAACGGGGAGGCCAUGUCGACGCCGAUGGCUCUCAACAACGUCCAGUUCCUCGUCCCAAUCGAUGGAGGCGUCUCAAAGCUACAAGCUGUCCUACCUCCUGCUGUGUGGAAUGCAGAGCAGCAAAGAAUCCUAUGGAAGAUCCCCGAUAUCUCCAAGAAAUCUGAAAACGGAGGUGUGGGGUCCUUGUUGGCACGCUUCCAGCUAACAGAGGGGCCCAGUAAACCAGCUCCACUGGCGGUGCAGUUCACCAGUGAGGGCAGCAACCUGUCAGGGUGUGACAUUGAACUGGCUGGACCAGGAUACCGCUUCUCUCUUGUGAAAAAGAGGUUUGCUGCAGGAAAAUACCUGGCUGACAACUGACCCCCACUAAGAGCAGCACUGUUCAGCAGAACGACUGUCUCGGAGCAAGGUUAGCAUCGCGACCAGAGGACCAACCCGAAACCAGACACUCCUGUAACCCUUUUUCUGAACCCACACGACGGGUCUGCAGCCUCCCCAGCAGUAUUGUAUAACUUGCAUAUAGCAUUGUGGAACUGUUUCACGUCAUGUAAUUAAAGUAUUUGUAUUCAUCCGAUGUUGCUGCAGUUAGACACCUGGGUUCUUUCCGUCUCUAAAGUCUGUGCCUCCGUCUCCAUCCUCCUCUGGUCAGUGUUUGGUGGCGUUAUCAAAAGUUUCACUGCAGCUGCCUGACAGAAGGACCUGGACAAACGAGUUUUUUUCUUUUUCAGUGAAGAACUUUCUAACACAGUCAUACAUCUCAGCCUGCACAACACCCACAUCAGCACUAAAUGGGUUUUACCAUGACGAUGAAUCACGAAUCUCGAAAAACACACACACUUUUGUUAAUGAUUGUUGUCAGUGCUUUAACGAAUCUAAUAAAGCAAAUUCAAGUAGCUACGUAAGCCUAGUUUUCCGACCAUUACAUACUGGUACUACAGGGUCUCGCGACUUUUGAUUGCAUCCUGUUUGAUGCGACGAUCAGAUCAUCCUAUCUCUCUUAACUGCACACUUAUACUGAGAAGUGUUAGGCAGCUGCAUUGAUGAGUCAGUUCACUGGUUGAAAAUAAAAAAAAUAAAAAAUAGGAAAAAAAAGACAAAAACAAAAAAACAAGCAGGUAUUCCUGUCAGAACAAAAGAAUUGUACAGUGUCAUUUUAACUGAGUAACAUGUAUCUCAAAGGGCGUUUGGUGUUUUCCUUGUAUUGUCAGAUAGCCUUUCUGUUGUUCCCAGAACAGCAGUGUUAGACACCAGAGUUACAUGACAGCAUUCUAUUUUUAUUUAUUGACGACGCUGAUUUGUCGUAUAAAACAUGGGAUUCUGUAUAUGAAUAGAAUCUGAAUGGUAUCACACAACUUGGAACCCUUAAAUGUAUAAAUAUUUGAAUUCUCUUGCA